AGAGAGAGAGAGAGAAACUAUUUGAAAGGGUUGGUUGGACGCAUGGUUCAGUUGUCUGAGUAUUUGCCUAACAUGCAUGAGGGCUCAGAUUCAGUCUCCAGCACUGCUUAAGAACUGGAAUUGGGCUCGAGGUGGUAAUGUGCCCCCUUCCCCCUUAAAGAUCUCUGUCCCAACGUGUCCCUCCUCCGCUGGGAGGACAGAUCCCUAAGGGAUAAUUGCCUUGUGGCCUGCAGGUCUGGAGGAGGCUUUGGCCACAGGCGCCGCCUCCUGUUCUUGUUUACUUGUUGCCUCAGGAGACUGGAGACGCACGGAGACGCACCGGUGUCCCUGGCUCCGUGCACUGCAGCACUCAGGCUUCUUGGGUCCCAGCAGCAUCUCGGGGGUACCAGCCAACAUGAGCCACAGCAGCACCUCGGGCUCCGGGAGCCUGGAGCGCCCCAGCGACGCCUCACCGCCCGAGGAAACUGCCAAUCAUCCCAUGGAAUUCCCAGUCACCCGGGAACAGCUGAACCACUACCGGAAUGUGGCUGAAAAUGUUCAAAGUGAACUUGCAGCGACUUUGGUCAAAUUUGAAUGUGCUCAGUCUGAGCUUCGAGACCUCCGCUCCAAGCUUCUCUCUAAGGAAGUUUGCUACCAAGAGCUGAAGGCUGAAGUGGAGAGCUACAAAGAAAGCAGUGCCAGAAAAUCAUCUCUCCUCGUCUCUCUGAGGGGCAGAGUGCAGGAGCUCCAAGAGGAAUCGGCAGCGCUUUCCGCUUCUAAAAUCAGAGCGGAGACCUCUGCUCACACCAUGAUGAAGGAGAACCAGGAAGUAACUAGGAAAGCCCUGGAAUUGGAUGAGAAAUUGCAAAACUGCAUGAAGGAAAAUGAGGAGUCUAAGAAACAAGGCUUAGAGAAUCUCCGGAGACAUGAGGAAUUUCGAACUGAGCUUUGUGACUGCUUGAGUCUAGACAAGAAGCAAGAGGAAGCAUCUGAUGAAGAUUUGAUUUUAAAGCUUAGAGAGCUGUGUAAGGAAAACACAUUCCUGAAAGGACAAAUCGUGACUCUUGAAGAGACUAUAAAUGUCCAUGAGAUGGAAGCAAAAGCUAACAGAGAAACGAUCUCGAGGCUGGCGGCAGAAGUCAGCCGGGAGCAGAGAAGAGCUGCCUCCUGGGCCGUGGAGAAAGACAAGCUGAGUCAGGACUUGCUCGGUGCAGUGGAUGCAAGAACGGCUCUGGAAAAGGAAGCCAAACUCUUCCAAGAAAGGCUGCUUGCUGCGCAGCGAGCCUGGGACGCUUCAAAGCAAGAGCUGAACCAGCUGAGGAAAAACUACCAGCAGCUGGACCUGAGCUUGAAGGCUGGUAGGGAUGCUGCGGCAGCCUUCCAAAGCCAGAACUCCUCCUUCAGGGAGAAACUCGCCAAGCUCCUUUGCAGCGGAUUGGAUGCGGCUGGGCCCACAGAGGAUGUCAUAUUGGAGAGGAUUCGAGACCUAGGCAUCCAGGAAGAGAGCAAGACCAGGAUGGUAUCCCAGCUUGAAGCCCAGAUAUCAGAGUUUGUUGAACAGUUGGGAAAUGAAGCUGAGCUUCAUCAGAAAGCCCUACAGAGGGCCCAUGAGGCAGAAAGCAAGUUGGAGGCUCUUCAGGGUCAGCUGAGUCGCCUGGAGGGAGAACUGCUUUCUGGAGAUGUCUUGAGAGACAACUUGAAUCUUGAGAAACAAAAAUAUCUGCAGUUUCUGGAUCAGCUUUCAGAGAAAAUGAAAUUGGGUCAGAUUGCUGCUGACCUUGGCUUUGACAUGCGUCUGGAUGUAGUUUUAGCUCGCACAGAGCAGCUAGUCCGCCUGGAAAGCAAUGCUGUCAUUGAAAACAAGACCAUCGCUCACAACUUACAGAGAAAGCUAAAGACUCAGAAAGAAAGACUGGAGAGCAAAGAGGUGCACAUGAGCCUCCUUCGGCAGAAAAUUGCCCAGCUGCAGCAGGAGACGCAGGCACGCACAGGCCUGGCUGUGGAGAGGGACGAGGCCCAUCUCACCAUCAGGAAGCUGGAGAAGAGGGUGGAGAGGUUGCAGAAGGAGCUGAGCGCCUGUCGGGAACACAACACUGAGCUCAAAGCCCAACUGGCCGACACCAAUGAACUCAAGAUUAAAACUUUGGAGCAGGCCAAAGCCAUCGAAGACUUAACUAAAUCCCGAGACAACCUGGAGAAACUGAAGGAGAAAGCAGAGAAGAAGAUCGUGUUGCUCAAGUCCGAGCUGGAAACUACAGAGGAAGAGGCUAAAGCAGACCAGGGAAGGACCAGAGCCAUGAUAGAGUUGGCCGCCAGUGAGCUGACGACCCUGAAGAAGUAUCUGGAAGAAUCUGAGAGGAGAGAACAGCAGCUGGUGGACUUCAGGGAGGUGAUUUCCCAGAUGCUGGGCUUAAACCUGACCUCUCUGGCACUUCCUGACUAUGAGAUCAUCAAAUGUCUGGAGAGUCUGGUCCAUUCACACCACCAUCACUUUGUUGCCUGUGAGUGCCUCAAAGACACGGCUGCCGAGCAUGGCAGUUGCCCGCAGUGCCACUUAGAACUUCAACACUGAUCACUUGCCUCCUGGACGGGGUGCAAUUCUCAAGUUGUGCAGUUCAAAAAUUUCUCGUAGUUUUGAAAUUCGGCCGGCGUGUGACAAUUAUCUACCUUGAUGAUAUAAUGAGAACAUAUCAUGGGGAAAAGGGUCUCCAAAGGUGCCAUUGCUAAGGCCCAGCAGGUAAAGGCACUGGCUACCAAGCCUGACAGCAUGAGUUCAGUCCUAGGGACCCACAUGGUAGAAAGAGACAGUUGACUCCUGCAAGUUUUCCUCUGCCCCAUACGCAAUCUGUUAUACAAGUUUACACACACACACACACAUACACACACACACCCGCUCACACACUUACACAAAAUAAAUAAAUGUUAAAAAGUGCCUGUCCUAGGUCAAUAUUCAGCCCUAAAACCAUCCAUUACUUCAAUAACUCGUGCAUUGGGACCCACAGGAAUCCCCUGGGUUCAUGCCUAGAUUGGGCUGUAUGAGCACAGAGUUUAGAACUACAGACCUUCUGACUUGGAGCAUUACUGAUGGCUUCACAUCUUAAGAUAACGGUGUGCAGGUCUUCCAAAAAUAUUACUUAAAAUUAUUUUACUUAUAGGUGUGUGCAUGUGUGUGCCUCUGUGUGUGUGUGUGUGUGUGUGCAUGCAGGUGCCAGCAGAGACCAUAAGAGGGAGUCAGAUCCCCUGAUACUGGAUCCCAGGCAGUUGUAAAGCACUUGAUGUGGGUGCUGGGACCUGAACUCAGGUCCUCUGCAAGAGUAGCAAGUGCCAUUAGCAUCUGAGCCAUCUCUCCAACCCCAUAAACAUCUAUCUAUCCUAAGUACAUACAGUUUGACACAUAAUAAUUAUACCUGUUUAUAGGUUUCUGGAUGACACUCCAAUCCAUGCAUACAGUGUGUGGUCAUGAGAUCAGGGUAACAUGGUAGACUCUUAAUAUCUUACAUGUUUUCCAGGGCCCAGAGACAAUUGUCCUAACUUAGGGUUCUAUAUGGUUAGUGUGGAAGGCAGGACAUGCACAGCAGAGGCUGUGCCUCUUAUGCUCUGCAUCUCAGAUUCCGCUCAGUUUUGAGCCUGAGAGGAAUUGUUAGCAUUCAGGAAGGAAAGCAACCCUACAAUCGGGAGAAGUCUGGAAGUGGCAGGUAGUGACUCAUUUGAGUAACCGAGAAUAUUGAUAUACGUUUGAAUCUACUCUGGGCCUCAUAGUGAGUUUCAGGCCAGCCUGGACUACAGAGUGAAACCCUUUCUCAAACCAAGCUAACAAACAACCAUCUGACUGACAAUCCAACUAGGCAAUCCUCCUGCAAGCCCAAACAAAAACAACUAACCAUAUUAGGUUGGCUUUCACUCAAGCAGUUACCUCCUCAUGCCAGACUUUGGUCUGUCUAAAGUGUUAAAUAUGUUGUUAUUUCCCCUUUAAUUUUUCAUGAGUUACAUGUCAGGGGUCAUAUAAGAGACUUAAAAAUAACCCAUAUUGGUUAUAACCUUUAUCCUGUGAAAUAACAUUUUGUUUAUCCAAAUGUAUGGCACAAGUGUGUAAAUAACAAUUCUUGAUAUAUAUUAAUUAUUCAGUAUGUUUGAAUAUAUACCCUAGAGAUAUUUCAGUGGUAAGAAUAUGUGGGAUAAGCAUAAAUAAAUUCUGUGCCUGCAGAUAGUUCGUGUACACAGUAACUGUUUGUUAUUUGGACAAACUGAAUGCGUGUUAGAAAAGCCAUUUCCUUCAUGUUAAAAUGUCUGUUGUUCCUUGCCUUCCCUUUGUCCAUGCAUUCCAGAGUUGGCAGGCUCACUUCACAUUUCUGUGUUGUUUGGUUUUUCUGUAAUAUCCAUGUAUAUUUUAUAUUGUCCAAUAAAAUGCAUGAGAUUAAUGUGA
Messenger RNA from Mesocricetus auratus (golden hamster), 4402 nucleotides. It is a transcript of the gene Ccdc170, whose product is annotated as coiled-coil domain containing 170. Gene Ontology annotation, molecular function: microtubule binding. Gene Ontology annotation, biological process: microtubule cytoskeleton organization. Lineage: Eukaryota; Metazoa; Chordata; Mammalia; Rodentia; Cricetidae. The transcript is spliced from 11 exons. Gene Ontology annotation, cellular component: Golgi apparatus. The coding region runs from base 395 to 2551 and encodes 718 amino acids. The record is from RefSeq and is a predicted model, not a curated record.